AUGACCUUAUCAAAUGAUGCCUAUAAUUUAAUUGAUGAGAUGAUCACAACGAGGGUGUCAGAUAUUCAUCAAGUAAUUGGACAGAUGAUCAAGGGAGAUUUUGAUGAUGAGUCUAAUUGGCAGAUUGUGGAGUACGUUUUUGACAAGCUCAGUUCCGAAGGGUGUGGGAUGGGACUGAGGUUCUACAAUGCCCUGUUAGAAGCUCUUUGGUGGAUGUUCCAGAGAGAAAGGGCUGCUAGAGUGCUCAAUGAAGCAUCAAAGAGGGGGCUGUUCCCUGAACUUUUUCGUAGAAGUAAACUUGUAUGGUCUGUGGAUGUGCACAGGAUGUCAGAAGGUGCUGCAUUGACAGCGCUAUCAAUUUGGCUGAACAAUAUGCAGGAAAUGUUCAUGAUUGGCGAGGAUCUUCCUAUGCUUGCAACAGUUGUUGUGGUCCGUGGUGAGAUAGAGAAAACCACAGAUGCCCAGGAUUUUCCUAUUGCGAAAGCUGUCAUUUCAUUCUUGCAGGAUACUGUCCCGUCAUCCUUUAUUUUCCCGGGGUGGAACAAAGGUCGCAUUGUUUGCCAGCAGUCACAAUUGAGACAAAUUCUGCCGGGCACCGAAUCAUCUUCUAGUAGGGAAAAAAUGGAUAAAUUAAUAUCUUUGAGUAAUAUUCCAUUGAUUAGUGCAGGUGCUAUAGCAUCCAAAUCCGAUGGUAGAGCUAACAACGUCGAUUCUAGAACCGAUAGUACGAGAACUGAGCUUCUAACGAAUGCAGUUUAG
Sphenostylis stenocarpa is the source of this 759-nucleotide messenger RNA. The record is from the annotation of a GenBank genome assembly. Lineage: Eukaryota; Viridiplantae; Streptophyta; Magnoliopsida; Fabales; Fabaceae.